AUGGCUAAGGGUGGAGCCAAGGACACCUUGAGAAGCUCCGUGGAGAAGGGAGAGGGGCCCCUGGGGGCGGCAGGGAGUAGAAAAGCGAGGAUACAUUUAUCAAUACUUUUUGAAAAUGAUCGUCAUUUUUCUCACCUUUCAUCUUUGGAACGGGAAAUGACUUUUCGCACUGAAAUGGUGAUUCUGGCCUUCUGGUAUCGCACAUUUGUGGGAAUAAUGAAUGUAUUUGGGAUAGAAACUAAGACCUGCUGGAAUGUCACAAGAGUCCAACCUCUAAGAGUGGGAGACCCUGCUUGCUUUUAUGUUGGUGUGAUUUUUAUUUUAAAUGGAGUAAUGAUGUCGAUGUUCUUCAUAUAUGGUGCGUGUCUGAGUGGGACUCACUUUGGAGGUCUAAUUACAGUAUUAUGCUACUUUUUCAACCAUGGAGAGGCUACUCGUGUGAUGUGGACUCCACCUCUCCGGGAAAGUUUUUCAUAUCCAUUUCUUGUGCUUCAGAUGUGCAUUUUAACUUUGAUCCUCAGGCUCUCGCACAGCAGCGGGAGGUAUUAUAUUGCGCUUUGCCUCUCCAAUGUUGCUUUCAUGCUUCCCUGGCAGUUUGCACAGUUUAUACUUUUUACGCAGAUAGCCUCAUUAUUUCCUAUGUAUGUUGUGGGGUACAUUGAGCCAAACAAAUUUAAGAAGAUCAUUUAUAUGAACAUGAUUUCAGUUCUCCUUUGUUUCGUGUUGAUGUUUGGAAAUUCAUUGUAUUUAUCUUCUUAUUAUUCUUCAUCUUUGUUAAUGACAUGGGUGAUAAUUCUAAAGAGAAAUAACAUUCAAAGAUUGGGUGUAUCUGAACUCAACUUUUGGCUAAUUCAGUGUUUCGGUUGGUUUUGUGGAACAAUCAUUUUGAAAUUCCUGACAUCUAAAAUCUUAGGCGUUUCAGAUCAUAUUCGCCUGAGUGACCUAAUAGCGGCGAGGAUCUUGAGGUUUACAGAUUUUGAUACUUUAAUUUACACCUGUGCUCCUGAAUUUGGCUUUAUGGAAAAAGCGACUCCAGUGAGAUACAUAAGGACAUUAUUGCUUCCACUUGUUAUGGUGAUUACUUAUUUCAUCUUAAAAAAGACUUUCCGUGAUGUUUUAUGUGUCUUGUGUACAAACACUUAUCAAAGGUGCAGGGCCACUCCUGCCUACCAGCUAAUUUUCCACACAUUGCAGCUGUUGGCAUUUACUGCCCUCGCCAUUUUAAUUAUGAGGCUGAAGCUGUUUCUGACUCCUCACAUGUGUGUGAUGGCUUCCCUGAUAUGCUCGCGGCGGCUCUUUGGCUGGCUUUUUUACAGAGUUCGCUUUGAGAAUGUCGUCUUUGGCCUCCUCACCGUCAUGUCGAUCCAAGGCUUUGUCAACCUGCGCGGCCAGUGGAGCAUCCUGGGAGAAUUUAACAACCUGCCUCAGGAGGAGCUGAUCGAGUGGAUCAAAUCCAGCACCAGAGCAGAUGCCGUGUUCGCGGGCGCCAUGCCUACCAUGGCUAGUGUCAAGCUGUCCACGCUGCGCCCCAUCGUGAAUCACCCGCAUUACGAGGACGCGGACUUGAGGGCCCGGACAAAAAUAGUUUAUGGCGUAUAUAGUCGAAAAUCUGCAAAAGAAGUGAGGGAUAAGUUGUUGCAGUUACAUGUGAAUUACUACAUUCUAGAAGAGGCGUGGUGUGUUGUGAGAACUAAGCCUGGCUGCAGCAUGCUUGAGAUCUGGGAUUUGGAAGACCCUUCCAAUGCAGCGAACCCUCCGCUGUGCAGCACCUUGCUCCAGGACGCCCGGCCCUACUUCACCGUGGUGUUCCAGAACAGCAUGUACCGAGUGCUGAAGGUGGCCUGAGGCGGCGGCUGCCCGUGGCACCGUGGCCCAAAGAAGUGCAUCGACCACAAUCCCUUCGGCAUAUUUACAUGAAUAAGGUCACAAUCUUGAACAAGGGACCCUCAAGAAGAAGACAGUAAAGUGAUCUAGUGUUUCUGAUUAUUAAAGGGCAAGUUAUUUCCUUGUUUCCCAUUGAAUGUCAGCCUUGUUAAGCUUGUCAUCUCAAUAAUUUCUUUCAUACCAGGUGGACAGAUGGUCAUCUUGACAUUUAGAAAUGUGUGUG
Molecule: messenger RNA, 2107 nt
Organism: Myotis davidii
Lineage: Eukaryota; Metazoa; Chordata; Mammalia; Chiroptera; Vespertilionidae
Gene: DPY19L2
Product: dpy-19 like 2 (C. elegans)
Exons: 20
Coding region: 1-1845 (614 amino acids)
Biological process (GO): spermatid development
Cellular component (GO): nuclear inner membrane
Molecular function (GO): mannosyltransferase activity
Source: RefSeq, a predicted model, not a curated record